AUGGCUCAAGAUUCUAGCAAGAAGAAUCUUGUCAUCUUGGGCGGUUCCUAUGGGGGCAUAUCCACCGCGCACUAUCUUCUCAAACAUGUCGUCCCUCAACUGCCCAAUAAAGCAAGCUAUCAAGUCAUCCUCGUCAGCACCUCGUCGCAGGCCAUAUGUCGCCCAGCCUGUCCUCGCGCAUUGAUCUCGGAUGACAUGUUCCCUCAAGGGAAGCUCUUCGUCAGUGUACCACAACAGUUCGAGCAGUACCCGGACGGCACCUUCCGUUUCAUCCAAGGCACUGCGACAGAACUCGACCAUACCGAUCGCCAUGUCACUGUGAGCCUUAAACACAGCGAUACCGAGAACAUCGCAUACCAUGCGCUUAUCAUCGCCACCGGUACAUCAACCGUGUCGCCCCUACUAGGACUUAACGGCGACUCUGAGUCCCUGCGCGUUACCUGGAAUACCUUCCGCGCAGCUCUCCCCAACGCCAAACACAUCGUCAUCGCAGGCGGAGGCCCAACCGGUAUCGAGACAGCCGGUGAGCUGGGCGAAUACCUCAACGGUCGGGCUGGCUGGUUCACCUCUAAACUAGAGAACCCCAAGGUCCCUAUCACGCUAGUGACAAGCUCGAAGAUCCUCCCGGUCUUACGACCCGCGAUCGCGAAGAAAGCGGAGGAAUUCCUCGCACACGUUGGCGUGACGGUGGUCAAGGGCUCACGCGUUGUAACUGUCUCGCCAGCAGGUGCAGGGACUGAGAGUGCAUUGACAAGCAAUGCGACGGUGACCUUGGAAGACGGCAAAACCCUCGAAGCCGACCUUUACAUUCCGGCUACCGGUGCAACGCCCAAUACUGGCUUUAUCCACGAGUCCCUAUUGACGGCUAGUGGCAGUGUAGAGACUAACGCAUCUACGCUACGGGUGGAUAAUGCUGGUGCGCGGGUCUAUGCGGUUGGUGAUGCGGGAUCGCAUGCGCGUCCGGCGGUGCACAAUAUCUUGAAUGUAGUACCCACUCUAUGUGCCAAUAUUAAACGGGAUUUGCUCAUUGCCGAGGGGAAAGAUGAAAGCGAUGUCGGAGUCGACCGUAUGUUUAAGGAGGACACUCGUGAGACUCAACUUGUGCCAAUUGGAAAGAGUAAGGGGGUAGGCGCCGCCAUGGGCUUCCAGUUACCCAGUCUCUUGGUGUGGCUGAUCAAAGGUCGGGACUAUUGGCUAUGGACCACCGGAGGUUUGUGGAGCGGUAGUCAGUGGACUAAGGAGUCGUGA
Penicillium robsamsonii is the source of this 1248-nucleotide messenger RNA. RefSeq names its product NAD(P)/FAD-dependent oxidoreductase. The coding region runs from base 1 to 1248 and encodes 415 amino acids. The transcript has a single exon. Gene Ontology annotation, cellular component: cytoplasm. Gene Ontology annotation, molecular function: electron-transferring-flavoprotein dehydrogenase activity; flavin adenine dinucleotide binding. The record is from RefSeq and is a predicted model, not a curated record. Lineage: Eukaryota; Fungi; Ascomycota; Eurotiomycetes; Eurotiales; Aspergillaceae.